UUUUACCAGUAGUGAACAAAUUCAGUCAGCUCAUUUUCUUCACUGAGAUUCUUCUGUUGUGACUGUCGGGAUUGUCGUUUAGUGACCACAUGUAAAAUCUUUCUGUUAAUUUGGAAGCACGCUGGUUUCGUUUGUUUCUCAAGAAAGCAAAAGUUAGCACGAAAAAACGCGUUAUUACUUAAAUUCCGCCGCUCUCUUAGAAGCUUGUCGGUGUAUGUCUCUUCGGUGACUGUCCAUUGCAGUCUGGGCGGUGACAGCAAUACAAUGAUCGAGCGACCAGAAACUGCAGUUCCCAGCAUUGCUCAGCGGAACCUGGAGGGCUAUGUGGGAUUUGCUAAUCUUCCCAACCAGGUGUAUCGGAAGUCUGUUAAAAGAGGCUUUGAGUUUACAUUAAUGGUAGUUGGAGAGUCUGGUCUUGGGAAAUCAACACUCAUUAACUCCCUCUUUUUGACUGAUCUUUACUCCAAGGACUAUCCUGGGCCAUCUCAGCGUAUUAAGAAGACUGUGCAGGUUGAGCAGUCUAAGGUGCUCAUCAAAGAAGGGGGGGUACAGCUUACUCUCACAAUUGUUGAUACGCCAGGAUUUGGAGAUGCAGUAGACAACAGCAACUGUUGGCAGCCAGUCAUCAACUAUAUUGACAGUAAGUGUGAGGACUUCCUGAAUGCGGAAUCGAGGGUCAACCGCAGAUCGAUGCCAGACAACAGGGUCCAUUGCUGUCUAUACUUCAUUGCGCCCUCUGGACACGGACUAAAGCCACUUGACAUCGAGUUCAUGAAGAGGCUGCAUGACAAAGUCAAUGUCAUUCCACUUAUUGCAAAAGCGGACACUCUCACGCCAGAGGAAUGCCAGCUUUUUAAGAAACAGAUAAUGAAAGAGAUCCAGGAGCACAAAAUCAAAAUUUAUGAAUUCCCAGAUACAGACGAUGAUGAGGACAACAAGAUGAUCCGGAAGAUCAAGGAGAAGAUGCCGCUGGCUGUGGUUGGUAGCAAUGUGGUCAUCGAAGUGAAUGGAAAGAAGGUCAGAGGUCGCCAGUACCCUUGGGGUGUGGCAGAAGUGGAGAAUGGGGAACACUGCGACUUUACUGUGCUACGCAACAUGUUAAUCAGGACCCACAUGCAGGAUUUGAAGGACGUCACCAACAAUGUCCACUAUGAGAAUUACCGCAGUAAGAAGCUAGCCGCAGUCACCUGUAAUGGAGUGGACAACACCAAGACCAAGGGUCAACUCACCAAGAGUCCUCUGGCCCAGAUGGAAGAGGAGCGGCGGGAACAUGUGAUGAAAAUGAAGAAGAUGGAAGCAGAGAUGGAACAAGUCUUUGAAAUGAAGGUUAAGGAGAAGAAGCAGAAACUGAAGGAUUCUGAGGCCGAGCUCGAACGACGACACGAACAAAUGAAAAGGAACCUGGAGGCGCAAUACAAAGAAUUGGAAGAGAAGAGACGAGUGUUUGAAGAUGAGAAAGCAAAUUGGGAGGCUCAGCAGAGAAUCCUUGAGCAGCAGAAGUUGGAUGCCUCUAAGACAAUGGAGAAGAACAAGAAGAAAGGAAAAAUCUUUUGAAGAAUCUCUGUUCCCUCUUAACUUCCAGCUGUGGUCCGCAGCUCCUUUUCUCAGACUAACACACACUGUUAGUAAUAUAACAUAGCAUUCUUCACUUUUUCAAUUCAAAUGGGUACCACAAAGUUAUGUUUUAUUGUUAAAUCCGUCAGAAGCCCUGUGGUUUUGAAUUCAUGUUUGUAGAAUUGACUUCUCCUUAUUGAAAUCUGAAAGUAUACACACCUACUUAGUGUUUGUUUGUUCUCCAGAUUAUUACACUUGUUCACUCAAUACACCUUAUUACGCUAAAUAUUUUUGGGAGCAUGUUGGAAAAACGCUUGGUGUAUAUACAGCGCUUUUUGUUACAUAAAAGAAUGAAAGAUCACCGAGCAUUGUAAAUUAUAACAGAAUGAUCGAAAGUUAAAGAACGAACAGGGCCGUUUAUAUUUUUUCAGGCAGCUGUUAUAAACCUACAUUGGGCCGGUGGUCUGAUAGUUUUGUCAAGCACUACAAGUGAAAUUAAUGGACUCAGGAGAUUGCUACAGAUGUUGGGCUAAAGUAGCAUGGACUAAUAGGGGAGCUAACACCAUGCCAUCUAUUUGAAACAAUGGAGAACUGCAUUGAAUGCCUCAUAAAUACACAUUAAACACGUAUUUGAUUUCUUGAAAGUCAAGUCAUUAUCAAAACUGCCGUCUGUACGUAGGACAAAGACCUCUGUAAAGUUGGCGUGCCCAUCAGAAGCAAAUUUAUAGGACAAUUAUGUCAUUAGUUUGUACGGCAAUUCAUUUUGAGAUGAUAUCAAUUUUUUUAUUGGUCAAUCUGAGGUCAACCAGCCCCCCAUUUUGAUUAAAAAAUGGUGUCAAAUCAUUUGUGCUGCCGUUGUUUUUGAGAUAAUUUCAGGUGAUUACGUCACACAGUCCCCCAUUUAUUGCAAAAUGGACUCAAAAUGGUGCCAUUCGUUUAUGCUACAAACGUUUUAUAGAUGUUGAGAGAUUAAUUUGGACUGAUGACGUCAGUCGCAGCUGACGCAAAGGGGGGGGCAUUGGUUUGUGCUAGUUGUAGGGACACCCCUCUGUUAUUGAGAGAGUUGGUACGCUUCGUCAACCGCGACAGGUGCUGCAAUUGAGUCCUCACUUUAAAUAUUUAUAGAACGAUAGAAGCAUAAACGAAUGAAACCAUUUCAGGUCAAUUUUGCAAUAAAUAGGGGAUUGAUCGAUGUCAUCACUCCACAUUAAUAUCUCAAAAAUGAUAGCAGCACAAACACGACACAAUUUUUAACCAUUUUUAAUCGAAAGAGGGGCUGAUUGACCUCUAAAAGAAUUAACAUCUCAAAAACUAUAGCAUUAAACAAGUGACAUAAUUUUCGUCUGAUGUGGGGCCACCUUCACGGAGGUAGGACAAAGGCAUGUUCACCAAAGACCAAUUUAAGAAGAGUAAAACCUGAUGACUCACAAUUGUGAAGUCUUAUAGUUGAAUAUGAGUAAGGCCAAAGCCAUUAAGUGUUUUGUUUUCGGGUCUUUACGACUCUAAAGAGGGCCAGAAGGAUUUACAAAUUGCAGUCAGUGUUUCCUUUGCAGUGUGUUUCAUAAUUAAACUGAAAAUAUGAUGCAAAUGCAUCACCGGUGUAUAUGAUAGUGAUUAUUAAAACAGUUCUACAUUGUGAUACAACCAGUUUCAUUGGUGGUAAAAUGAGCAAAUACUCCAAAUUUCAAGAAAGUUUUUUUUUUUUUUUUUUUUUUAGAUAAAUCUAACCUAACCUCAUUUCUAAUAUUUCUGUAAUAUACGCUUCCACAUAACUAAUAACGGCUGGCCUGUCAACUAGAAUUUAAGUUAAAGCCCGAGUACAACACUUUGAACCUCUUUCUUACCCAGAGUUGCCGUGGUUUAUUUUCUUAUGACAGUUUAAAAAAAAAAAAAAAGAAGAUGCAUAUAGAGAAGAAGAAAGAAAAGAAAA
This is a messenger RNA of Corythoichthys intestinalis (scribbled pipefish), 3484 nucleotides long. Its product is annotated as septin-7-like. Bases 265 to 1554 code for a protein of 429 amino acids. The transcript has 13 exons. Gene Ontology annotation, biological process: cytoskeleton-dependent cytokinesis; cilium assembly; intracellular protein localization. Gene Ontology annotation, molecular function: GTPase activity; molecular adaptor activity; GTP binding. Gene Ontology annotation, cellular component: septin ring; cell division site; septin complex. The record is from RefSeq and is a predicted model, not a curated record. NCBI's taxonomy places the organism in Eukaryota, Metazoa, Chordata, Actinopteri, Syngnathiformes, Syngnathidae.